AAAAAUCUGACAGAAGAAAUGGCAACUCUGGAUGAGAAUAUCAGCAAACUUACUAAGGAGAAAAAGUCCUUGCAGGAAGCUCAUCAGCAAGUUCUGGAUGACCUGCAAGCAGAGGAGGACAAAGUCAACACGCUGAGCAAAGCUAAAGUGAAGCUGGAACAGCAAGUGGAUGAUCUUGAGGGCUCACUUGAACAAGAGAAGAAAGUGAGGAUGGAUCUGGAAAGGGCAAAACGCAAACUGGAAGGGGAUUUGAAGCUGACCCAAGAGAGUGUCAUGGACUUGGAGAAUGAUAAACUGCAGAUGGAAGAAAAGCUAAAAAAGAAAGAAUUUGAAAUGAGCCAGCUGAAUUCCAAGAUAGAAGAUGAACAAGCUAUAGUGAUGCAGCUGCAGAAGAAGAUCAAGGAGCUUCAGGCUCGUAUAGAAGAACUAGAAGAGGAGCUGGAAGCAGAAAGAGCUGCUCGAGCCAAGGUGGAAAAGCAGAGGUCGGAUUUGGCCCGAGAACUGGAGGAAUUAAGUGAGCGGCUUGAGGAGGCUGGGGGAGCCACAGCGGCCCAGCUGGAGAUGAACAAGAAGCGUGAGGCAGAGUUCCUGAAGCUGCGGCGGGACCUCGAAGAGGCCACGCUGCACUACGAGGCCACGGCUGCCACCCUGAGGAAGAAGCAUGCAGACAGUGUGGCUGAGAUGGGAGAGCAACUGGAUAACCUGCAGCGGGUCAAGCAGAAACUGGAAAAGGAGAAAAGCGAGCUGAAGAUGGAAGUGGAUGACCUGUCAUCCAACAUGGAGCAGAUGGUCAAGGGAAAAGCAAAUGCAGAGAAACUCUGUCGCACUUAUGAAGACCAUCUGAACGAGACGAAAACUAAACUGGAGGAAAUGACUCGCCUCAUGAAUGACCUCACUACUCAGAAGACAAAACUCCAGAGCGAGAAUGGUGAAUUUGUAAGACAGCUUGAAGAGAAAGAGUCACUGAUAAGUCAGUUGUCCCGGGGGAAGACAUCAUUUACACAACAGAUUGAAGAACUUAGGAGACAGCUAGAAGAAGAAACCAAGUCCAAAAAUGCCCUGGCUCAUGCCCUGCAAGCAGCUAGGCAUGACUGUGAUCUCUUGCGGGAGCAGUAUGAGGAGGAGCAAGAAGCCAAGGCAGAGCUGCAGCGGGCUCUCUCCAAGGGAAAUGCGGAAGUGGCACAGUGGAGAACGAAGUAUGAGACUGAUGCCAUUCAGAGAACUGAGGAGCUGGAAGAUGCCAAGAAAAAGCUUGCUGCUCGUCUGCAAGAAGCUGAGGAAGCAAUCGAGGCAGCCAAUGCCAAGUGCUCUUCUCUGGAAAAGACAAAGCACAGGCUGCAGAACGAGCUGGAAGACAUGAUGAUUGACCUGGAGAAGGCCAACUCAGCAGCUGCCUCCCUGGACAAGAAGCAGCGUGGGUUUGACAAGAUCAUCAAUGACUGGAAGCAGAAGUAUGAAGAGUCACAGGCUGAGCUGGAGGCUUCCCAGAAGGAGGCCCGUGGCCUCAGCACUGAGCUCUUCAAGCUGAAGAAUGCCUACGAGGAGACACUGGACCACCUGGAGACAUUGAAACGGGAAAACAAGAACCUCCAAGAGGAGAUUUCUGAUCUGACCAAUCAGAUCAGUGAAGGAAACAAGAGCCUCCAUGAAAUAGAAAAAAUCAAGAAGCAGGUUGAACAAGAGAAGUCAGAAGUUCAGCUGGCUCUGGAAGAAGCAGAGGGAGCUUUGGAGCACGAAGAAAGUAAGACCCUUCGUUUUCAGCUUGAACUCUCUCAGCUUAAAGCAGAGUUUGAAAGGAAACUGACAGAAAAGGAGGAAGAAAUGGAAAAUAUAAGGAGAAAUCAGCAACGCACCAUAGAUUCACUGCAGUCCACCCUUGAUUCUGAAGCCCGGAGCAGGAAGAAGAAGAUGGAAGGGGACCUCAAUGAGAUGGAAAUCCAGCUCAGCCAUGCUAACAGGCAUGCUGCAGAAGCAACAAAGUCAGCACGUGUCUUGCAGACGCAAAUAAAGGAGCUUCAGGUGCAACUGGAUGACUCCGGACACGUGAAUGAAGAUCUGAAGGAGCAGCUGGCGGUCUCUGACAGGAGGAACAAUCUUCUCCAGUCGGAGCUGGAUGAGCUGAGGGCUUUGCUGGACCAGACUGAACGGGCGAGGAAGCUGGCAGAGCACGAACUGCUGGAAGCCACUGAACGUGUGAACCUGCUUCACACUCAGAACACAAGCCUGAUCAACCAAAAGAAGAAGCUGGAGGGUGACAUUUCCCAGAUGCAGAAUGAAGUGGAGGAAUCGAUCCAGGAGUGCCGGAAUGCAGAGGAAAAAGCCAAGAAAGCCAUCACAGAUGCAGCAAUGAUGGCUGAGGAGCUUAAAAAGGAGCAGGAUACUAGUGCUCACUUGGAGAGAAUGAAGAAGAACAUGGAGCAAACCAUUAAAGACCUCCAGAAGCGACUGGAUGAAGCAGAACAAAUAGCCCUAAAAGGUGGAAAGAAGCAGAUCCAGAAACUGGAAUCCAGGGUUCGCGAGCUGGAGAAUGAACUUGAGACUGAACUCCGUCGCAAUUCGGACGCCCAAAAAGGAGCCCGCAAGUUUGAGAGACGCAUAAAAGAGCUGACUUACCAGUCAGAAGAAGAUAAGAAGAAUCUGGCCAGGAUGCAGGAUCUGAUUGACAAGCUACAAUUAAAAGUAAAGAGCUACAAGCACCAAGCAGAGGAAGCUGAAGCACAAGCCAAUCUCUACCUUUCGAAGUACAGAAAACAGCAACAUGACCUGGAUGAUGCUGAAGAGAGGGCUGAAAUAGCUGAAUCUCAAGUCAAUAAGUUGAGGAGCAAGUCAAGAGAUAUUGGCAUGAAAAAGGUUCAUGAAGAGGAAUAA
Messenger RNA from Eurypyga helias (sunbittern), 2868 nucleotides. Its product is annotated as myosin heavy chain, cardiac muscle isoform-like. Gene Ontology annotation, cellular component: myosin complex. The record is from RefSeq and is a predicted model, not a curated record. NCBI's taxonomy places the organism in Eukaryota, Metazoa, Chordata, Aves, Eurypygiformes, Eurypygidae.